AUGUCCGACGCCGAUAGCUUCGAGGUCGUCCAGCACGACGAUGCGCCCAAGGCCGCGCCCCGCUCCCCGAGCACCAAGUCGACCGCCUCGGCCGCUUCCUCCCUGAAGAAGCCUGCCUCGAGCUCGGGAACGACGGCCACCGCUCGUCGUCCUGCUGCGUCUGCGUCGAGCACCGCGAAGCCCGCCGGCACUUCCUCGACCACCCGCGUGGCAGGCGGCCUGAGCAAGCCUCCCACCCGUCCUCCCGGUAGCAGCACGAGCACGACGAGCAGCGCCACCCGCAAGGUCCCCAGCAGCACGUCGUCCACCGCCACUCACCGCUCGCGGCCCAGCGUGUCUGCCUCUGAGGACGAGACCAAGAGGACGGUCCGCCGCACCUCGGCCGUCCCCAGCAGCGCCGGCUCGCCGAGCAAGGAGAAGAGGACGUCGACCACGACCACCGGCGCCGCCACUGCUGCCGCCAGAAAACCCGCCAGCUCCGUGAGCAGCUCGUCCGCCCCGAGGACCUCGACGGCUUCGCGACAGUCCAUCAGCUCCGCCCCGCGCCCCUCUUCGACGACCUCCCGAUCGGCCGCCACCGGCACCGGCGCCGUCGCCGAGGCCAAGAAGCGCCUCUCGACCGCUGCCGGCACGACCUCUGCCACGCGAACGUCGCGACCGUCGAUCCGACCCGACUCGUCCGGCGCGUCCGAGGCUUUGACCAAGGAGAUUGAGCAGCUCAAGGCGCAGCUCACCGACAAGGAGUCGCAGCUGGCCGAAAAGGAGACCCAGCUCACCGAGCUCAAGGCGCAGGUAGAGCAGUCGCAGUCGCGGAUGGCCCAGAUGGGCGAGGCCACGUCCCAGGAGGCCGCCCAGGUGCAGAGUGCCGUGAAUGACAUUCAAAAGGCCCACCAGGACCAGGUGGCGGAGUUGCAAGCUAAGCAGGCCGAGCUCGAGACCCAGGUUGAUGACGCCAACGAACAUCUUGUCGCCACGGAUGCUGACUUGGAGAAACAGCAAAGCGAGUACAAGGAGGCGAUUGCCGCCAAGGAAGCCGCCGAGACUGAGCUCGCCUCGCUGAAGCAGUCCCUCGAGACUCUCCAGGCCGAGCACGAGGAGAAGCUGAAGCAGAGCGAGUCCGACCUCAACAAGGCCAUGGAGGAGCACGCCAGCAAGCUCGAGGAGCUGCAGAGCUCCCUGACCGACCAGCACAAGGCCGCCAUCGAGGCCCUCGAAGCCAAGCACGCCGAGCAGCUCGACCAGGGCAAGUCUGACUUCGCCGGCCACGAGGAGGCCCUCGCCAACAUGAAGUCGAGCCACGAGAGCGCCAUCGCCGAGCUGCAGAAGAAGAUUGACGACCUCACGUCUUCCCAGAACGACCUCGAGGUCGCACACGAGACCAAGGUCAGCGCCGAGCUCGAGGCCCACAAGACGAAGCUCGCCGCCGUCGAGGCCGAGGUUGCCGAGCUCAAGAGCAAGCUCGAGGCUGCCGAGCAGACCGCUGAGCAGGCCAAGGCCGACCUGGAUGCCAAGAUUGCCGAGCUGGCCGCCGCGCAGGCCCUCGUUGCCGAGGUCGAGUCCAAGCUUGCCGUCGCCCAGGCCGACCUCGCGACGGCCCAGGAGGAGGCUCUCGAGUUCAAGAAGCAGAUUGACAGCAUCAAGGAGGAGAUUGCCGCCAAGGACGAGGCCCUCGAGCAGGCCAAGGCGGAGCACGCUGCCCACGUCCAGAAGCACGACGAGGCGCUCAAGCAGGUCUCUGCCGACUACGAGGAGGAGAUUGAGUCGCUCAAGGGCGACGCCUUCUUCAAGCGCAAGUUCCUGGAUCUCGAGACCAAGCACAACGAGCUCGAGGCUCAGCACACUGAGCUGACCACAAAGCACGGCGACCUCGAGUCGAAGCACACCGAGCUCACCACUCAACACGGCGACCUCACCAAGGCCCAGGCCGACAGCAGCGAGAGCCACACCCAGGCCCUCGAGGCGGCCAAGGCCGAGCUCGCCGCCGCCGUUGCCGCUCUGGAGGCGCGGGAGGCCGAGCACCAAAAGGCCCUGGACGCCCUCCGCGCCAGCCACGCCGAGGAGCUCGAGGGCGCCAAGAGCGGCGCUUCCGCUGACAAGGACGCGCAGCUCGCCGAGCUCCAGAGCCUCAAGGACAGCCACGCGAAGCAGCUCGAGAUUCUCAAGAGCGACAGCGAGUCCAGCCUGGCCAAGGAGAUUGAGGCGCUCAAGGCGUCGCACGCUGACAUUGUCGAGGCGCUCAAGGCCGAGACCACCGGCGAGAAGGAGAAGCUGCUGGCCGAGAUUGCCAGCGAGAAGGAGAAGGCCCUUGCCCUGACGGAGAGCGCUGGUGACAAGGAGAAGCUGAUUGCUGCGCACAAGGAAGAGCUCGCGUCCACCACCGAGAAGCUGCGCGCCGCCCACGAGGCCGAGCUUGCCGAGGCCCGCGAGAAGAUCAUCGCCGCCCACCAGGCCGAACUCGCCGACGCCAGGGAGAAGCUGCUCGCCGCUCACCAGGCCGAGCUGGCCUCUGCCAAGCAGGCCGGCAGCGCGCAGUCCGAGGAGCUGUCUACGCUGAAGCUCCAGCUUGAGGAGGCUCUGACGAGAAUCAGGGAGACCGAGACGUCGAGCGCCGCCGCCCUCGCCGAGGCCAAGCGAAAUCUCGACGACACGCACUCCGCCGAGGUCGAGAAGCUGAUCACGAUGCACGCCGAGCAGCUCGACGCGCUGAAGCAGCAGUCCGCCUCUGGCGCGCAGAUGGAGCUUGAGGAGCUGAAGCAGGCCCACGCCAAGGUUGUUGCUGAGCUGACGAACCAGUACGAGAACAAGAGCGAGGCUCUCGCCGAGGAGAUUGCCAAGCAGAAGGCGCAGGCGUCCGAGCUCGAGGCUGCCCUCAAGGCGGCCAAGGAGUCCGUCGCCAAGGCCGAGGCUGAGAAGGCCCAGGUCGAGCAAGAGAACGGUGAGCUCGGUCAGAUGUUUGCGCAAGAGAAGAUGGCUCGCGCUGAGGCCGAGGCAGCCCUGGACGCGGUCAAGAACAAGUCGCCGACGCCCCCGGACACCACCGAGCGGGACCAGCUCCGCGAGCAGCUCGCCAACGUCAAGAAGGGUCUCGAGGACGAGCUCCACGUCGUCCAGACCAGCCUGGCCGCGGCCAAGCAGGAGGUCGCGGACGUCAAGGAGGACCUCAUCCUCGCCGAGAAGGAGCUCGAAGCCUCCAAGCUCGAGGCCGACAAGCAGCUUAAGACGUACAAGGCGGACUACGAGGAGCUCAACGAUACGAUGACUAAGAUUGUGGAGGAGGAGCAGGCUAAGCGCCGGAACCUGGAGGAGCAGAUUGACGGCCUGAAGAAGACGCUGACGGACAAGGAGAAGGGCGUCGAGGAGCUGCAGGCGCAGCUCAAGGUGAAGGACGCCGAGAUUGCGGAGGCCAAGGCCAACGCGGCCGUGGCGAAGCCCAAGGGACUCGCGGCCAGCAGGUACGCCGACGGCGACGACGAGGCGAACGGCGCGAACCAGCCCGAAGGUGAGGAAGAAGACCAUUCCUCCGAGGCACUUGCUGUGUUGCAACGAGCUAGAGUCAACGCCAACCAGAUCCACGCAAUGGACCGCGACAUGCAGGAGAAGAACCUGGCCAUGCUCGAGUCCAUCACGGACUUCCAGCAGUCGCCGCGGGCCGACAACUGA
Colletotrichum siamense is the source of this 3660-nucleotide messenger RNA. It is a transcript of the gene epi-1-0, whose product is annotated as Laminin-like protein epi-1. Bases 1 to 3660 code for a protein of 1219 amino acids. The transcript is spliced from 3 exons. Lineage: Eukaryota; Fungi; Ascomycota; Sordariomycetes; Glomerellales; Glomerellaceae. The record is from RefSeq and is a predicted model, not a curated record.